Molecule: messenger RNA, 1887 nt
Organism: Carlito syrichta (Philippine tarsier)
Lineage: Eukaryota; Metazoa; Chordata; Mammalia; Primates; Tarsiidae
Gene: CHRNB1
Product: cholinergic receptor nicotinic beta 1 subunit
Exons: 11
Coding region: 63-1565 (500 amino acids)
Biological process (GO): signal transduction; monoatomic ion transmembrane transport; nervous system process
Cellular component (GO): neuron projection; postsynaptic membrane; synapse
Molecular function (GO): transmembrane signaling receptor activity; acetylcholine-gated monoatomic cation-selective channel activity
Source: RefSeq, a predicted model, not a curated record
UCCCCUGUGCUGGCGGUCCCGGCGGCUCUCGGAGCGAACUCACCGAGCAACGCGGCCAGGCUAUGGCCACAGGGGCGCUAUUAUUGCUGCUGGGGGCGCUGGGAACGCCGCUCGCCCCAGGCGUCUGCGGCUCGGAGGCGGAGGGCCGGCUCCGCGAGAAACUUUUCUCAGGCUAUGACAGCUCGGUGCGGCCAGCGCGGGAGGUGGGAGAUCGCGUUGGGGUCAGCAUUGGUCUCACCCUGGCGCAACUCAUCAGCCUGAACGAGAAGGAUGAAGAGAUGAGCACAAAGGUGUACUUAGACCUGGAGUGGACUGACUACAGGCUGAGCUGGGACCCUGCGGAGCACGACGACAUCGAUUCGCUGCGCAUCACGACUGAAUCCGUGUGGUUACCUGACGUGGUGCUGCUGAACAACAAUGACGGAAAUUUUGACGUCGCUCUGGACAUUAACGUCGUGGUGUCCUCCGACGGCUCCGUUCGCUGGCAGCCCCCAGGCAUCUACCGCAGCAGCUGCAGCAUCCAGGUCACCUACUUCCCCUUCGACUGGCAGAAUUGCACUAUGGUGUUCAGUUCCUACAGUUAUGACAGCUCAGAGAUCAGCUUGCAGACAGGCCUGGGUCCUGAUGGGCAAGAGCAGCAGGAAAUCCAAAUUCAUGAAGGGACCUUCAUUGAAAAUGGCCAAUGGGAGAUUAUCCACAAACCCUCUCGGCUAAUCCAGCCUCCAGGGGAUCCUAGGGGAGGGAGGGAAGGACAACAUCAGGAAGUCACCUUCUACCUCAUCAUCCGCCGGAAGCCUCUCUUCUACCUGGUCAAUGUCAUUGCACCCUGCAUCCUCAUCACUCUCCUGGCCAUCUUCGUCUUCUAUCUGCCACCAGAUGCAGGAGAGAAGAUGGGUCUCUCAAUCUUUGCUCUGCUGACCCUUACUGUGUUCCUGCUGCUGCUGGCAGACAAAGUACCUGAGACCUCCUUAUCGGUCCCUAUUAUUAUCAAGUACCUCAUGUUUACCAUGAUCCUCGUCACCUUCUCAGUCAUCCUUAGCGUCGUGGUUCUCAACCUGCACCACCGCUCACCCCACACCCAUCAAAUGCCCCUUUGGGUCCGUCAGAUCUUCAUCCACAAGCUCCCUCUGUACCUGGGUCUGAAGAGGCCCAAACCUGAGAGAGACCAGAUGCCAGAGCCCCCUCACUCUUCUACAGGAAGUGGCUGGGGUAGGGGAACAGAUGAAUAUUUCAUCCGGAAGCCACCAAGUGAUUUUCUAUUCUCCAAACCCAACAGGUUCCAGUCUGAACUGUCUGCCCCGGACAUGCGGCGAUUUAUCGAUGGUCCAAACCGGGCUGUGAGCCUGCCUCCUGAGCUACGGGAAGCCGUUUCCUCUAUCAGCUACAUCGCUCGACAGCUGCAGGAACAGGAGGACCAUGACACGCUUAAGGAGGACUGGCAGUUUGUGGCCAUGGUAGUGGACCGCCUCUUCCUGUGGACCUUUAUCAUCUUCACGAGCGUUGGGACCCUAGUCAUCUUCCUGGACGCCACGUACCAUUUGCCGCCUCCCGACCCCUUUCCUUGAGGACUGGAGGGCCGAGACCCAGGUCCUUGGCCAGUUGAACUGAGAGUUCGGCGGUACAGUUAAGCCCUGUCCCUGCCUCUUAACUCCUUCACUAGGAAUCUGGCCCACUAAUUUCGUUUCUGGGGACUGAGGGCUGGGGAGCCGGGUGCCUUGAACCCACCUGAAAGGUUCUGUUAGCUUACUCUUUGGGUUCUUGAAUAAGCUCCUUUGUGUACAAACACCUAGAUCCCCAAUGAAAUAAACAAGAACUAGAUUGUAAGCCUUGUGAGGGCAGAAAACAUAUCUUGUUCACUGUAGUAUCCCCCAGCACCUCACAUAGGUC